Molecule: messenger RNA, 1755 nt
Organism: Ruditapes philippinarum (Manila clam)
Lineage: Eukaryota; Metazoa; Mollusca; Bivalvia; Venerida; Veneridae
Product: fibrinogen C domain-containing protein 1-A-like
Exons: 1
Coding region: 146-883 (245 amino acids)
Source: RefSeq, a predicted model, not a curated record
AUCUGUGUAUGUAUACACCAUUUCAAUACACCUGUUAAUAUAACUUGUUAAGGAAUAAUUUAAAUAGUCCACCACUUAACGCUUCGAUUUACAAAGUAAUUCAGUGCUGACCUGCUUGGAUACUGAUUUAUAUAUAAUUGGCAAAAUGGUCGAGUAUACAAUGAUACUAGUUCUUGUUCUAAGUAUUCUGACAUGGAUCACAACAAAUAAUUACUACAAUUACACGUAUUCAAAACCUCAGGAUUGUCAAGAUGUUCAAAAAUACGGGCAUAGUGAAACUGGUGUUUAUACAAUAUACCCGGAAGGAACUUUGGGAUUUCCCGUCAGGUGUGAAUUUAAUGAUUCUACUUCCGGUGCAUGGACUGUGAUACAGCGUCGCGUUUCAGCUAGUGACUUCUACAAAAGCUGGAAUGAAUAUCAGGUUGGAUUUGGAGAUCUGAGCGACAAUUUCUGGCUUGGAAAUCAACAAAUUCAUAUGAUUACAAGGCAAGGCUGGUAUGAGCUACGCAUUGAUAUUGUAUCUCCUGAAAAUGAAGUGGCACAUGCGCUAUAUAAUGUUUUCUAUGUCGGUGAUGCGAAGUCACGAUAUGAACUGCUUGUUGAUGGAUAUAGUGGCACAGCCGGGGAUAGUUUGGGGCCACACAAUGGACAUAAAUUUACAACUAAAGAUAGAGAUAAUGACCAAUACGAAAGUAAUUGUGCAGUGCAAUUUAUAGGUGCAUGGUGGUAUGGAAAAUGCCAUUCUUCAAAUCUUAAUGGUGACUAUGGUAAUACUCAAUAUGCGAAAGGUUUGUCUUGGUAUCAUUGGAAAGGACAUUACGUUUCAAUGAAAACAACAGAAAUGAAGAUCCGGCGAUGGCAGUCUCUGAAUAUGCAUGGAUAAAAUUUUAUUACACAUAGAUAAAGAGAAAAUGAACUAAUACAAUUAUAUCUCAUACAAAAUAAUAAUAAUGCAUGUAAUAAUAAUAUUAAUAAUGAAAAAGUCUUUAUUUAACGAGAUAACUCACUUGAACAGCAUAUCAAUCUUACUUGUCAGACCCUAAACAAGGAACAAUAUAAAUUUAUAAUAUUAAAACUAUUAAGAUACAUACACGAGAUUAAAAUGACAAAGCUAUCUAUUUGUUGUAUGGAAUUGACACUGACAGAGCUGCAUCAGUGUAUGAUAAUAUUUAAAAAACGGUUAACAAUUGUAGCAAACUUGAUAUAAUGGGAAGAUAUUUCCAAAUACAAGAUCCAGAAUAAACAAAUGACUAACAUACGUAUGUUAAGUUGAAAACAGAUGAUGGUUUGAACACCUGAUGAAAUUAUUGAAUAAAUAAGAAGGCGUCUGCUAAAGUAGUGAGCGAGAGCUGCACAAACUGACGGAAAACAUUUUUCAGUUUAUCUGACUACGGUGUACAUAGUGACGACUUACAUCCUCUUACAUCGAAACAUCUAUAUGAAACUACUGUUUUAUCUAAGGCCCUAUAUGGCAGUGAACUUUUGAAUGGGCUAUCACAGUCACAAAUCCAGUUACUAAAGAGCACAUAGAUAAUGUGUUAAUUAAUGAAAGGAUGCCAAAAUACACGAAAACAGAAGAAGCCCUGUGUCUACUUGGAAUCUACCAAUAGAUAAGAGGAAAUUAAGCUCCAGUUAAAUUUGGCCGGUUGAGUACUUUGGAUAGCUCAAAAAGAAUCAAAAUGUUCAUUAAACGAUUGUUAAUGUUUAUGUCAACCUCUCAAACAUGUACAGGUUUCAUACCAGACAUUUACAUAA